This is a messenger RNA of Salarias fasciatus (jewelled blenny), 3431 nucleotides long. It is a transcript of the gene znf574, whose product is annotated as zinc finger protein 574. The record is from RefSeq and is a predicted model, not a curated record. Gene Ontology annotation, cellular component: nucleus. The transcript is spliced from 10 exons. Lineage: Eukaryota; Metazoa; Chordata; Actinopteri; Blenniiformes; Blenniidae. Gene Ontology annotation, biological process: regulation of transcription by RNA polymerase II. Gene Ontology annotation, molecular function: DNA-binding transcription factor activity, RNA polymerase II-specific; sequence-specific DNA binding. The coding region runs from base 53 to 3073 and encodes 1006 amino acids.
AGGCUUCCAACAUGCAGAAAAAACUGAAGUUGUCCUUUAUCAUGGAGCAGUAAUGUCUGAAAGCGAAGCGAUGGAGAGUUCGUCGGUGUACAUGUGCUUCCCCUGCUACCAGGAGUUUAACACUCUGGAAGAGGUCCUGAAGCACCAGCUGACAUGCUCCGCCGAGGAUGAACGGACAGAAGCAUCUGGAAGCGCUCCUGCCUCUGCCCCAGCGCCGCAGACACGGUCUUUGGAGCAACAGGUGAUAAAUAUAACGAGGACAGCGGAAGUGCAGCAGAAUGAAGUCCAAGGAAAUAAUCCUGCCGAGACUGCACUGAAACAGACUGAGCUUUCUGAAAAGCUGCGGUCAGACCAGCCCAGGAUCCUCUACCAGUGUGGCGAUUGUGAUGAACUUUUCAGGAGCCUUGACCUUUGGCAGCACCACCGAAAAGAGGGGACGUGUGUACACAACGCGAUUCCUGAUUCACAACCUGAGCCAGAGACGACCUCCGCUCAGGGCCAGAGUUCGCCGGUGAAUCCAGACGAUUCUUCUGUGUCAAACAACGAAACGAGCAUAGUUGUUAGUUUAGGGUCUGAGGAAGAGGGAGAGACGCAUCAGGCUGCUGAAGCCACUUCUUCUAAGAACACUGAAGCUGUUGCUGCUGCUGCUGCUGCUGCUGCUGCUGCUGCUGCUGCUGCUGCUGCUCCUGAAGCGGCUCCUUCAACACCGAACCCAGAUCCAGAACCGGAUUCUUCCUAUAGGAAGAGAGGCGCAAACAAGAAGCCCAAACCCGAGCCAGUGCUCUUGUGCGUGGACUGCGGCUCCUGCUUCGGCCUGGUUUCUGAACUCGUCGCUCACCGCAAGACCCAACACGGCUUCGAGGAGGCGCUGCACCGCUGCUCCGUGUGCGGGGAAAGCUUUCUGAACACUACGCUCUUCCUCUACCACCGCAAGCAGCACCGGCAGCAGGAAGACUCGGAUUCCACCGAGGCGACCGCAGCGGCGGCGGCGGCAGCUUCCGAAGCGGCACCGCAGGAGGCUUCUGCUGCGAGCAAUGGGACUGACGGGCAGGAGACGGAGGAAACCGCCCCCGAUGCCGGCGCCACCAGCACCUUCACGCAGCCGGAGCAGUUCAUGUGCACGCAGUGCGGGCAGAGCUUCGGCGACGAGGCCGGGCUGGCCACGCACCGGAAGAAGCAGCACGACCUGACGGAGCCCCUGCACGUCUGCAGUCAGUGCGGCGACACCUUCAUGAACACCACCCAGUACUUGUACCACUGGAGGAAGCACCGCCUCGCGGCGGGGACGGAGGGCGCCAAAGAAACUGAAACCGGUGCAGAAGCGGACGCCGAUAAGCCCGAAGAUGGUGCCCAGAGUGCAAAGCGAGCCGCCUCUUCUGGGGAGUCUGGCUCCCCACCUGUGAAGAAGAGCAGGCCUUCUUUCAGGGCCAUUAGCGGAAAUGCACUCAAAGGAAACAAGGGCUCAGGCACUAAAGAUGAAUUAGAGGGCAGCACUGCAGCAGACUCAGACAACACCAAUCACCCUCCACCUGCCAAGCUGCUCCAGGACUGGUCCCGCACGCCGCUGCCCCACGUUUGCCCCUACUGCGGCAAAACGUUCACCCGGCGCGUCUUCCUGCGCACACACGUCUACAGCCACACCGGCGAAAAGCUCUUCACGUGCAAGGUAUGCUCAAAGUCCUUCACCAACUCCCAGAGCCUGCUGCGCCACAGCAUGAGCCACACAGGCAACAAGCCCUUCAGCUGUGAUGUUUGUGGCAAGAACUUCUCGCAGGCAGCCACCCUGAAGAGACACCAGCGCAUUCACACAUCAGCAAAUCCCCGGCGCAGGCGUGGACGCAAACCGGUGUCUACUCUGUACAAUGACGAAGCGGCUCAUCUCUUCCCAUGUCCCAACUGUCCUUCACGCUUCAACACUGAGGAUCAGCUCAACCAUCACAAAUUGCUGCACACCAGCCACCCGUUCCCCUGCGCCGAGUGCGGAGAGGCCUUCAAACGCAGAAAAGACCUCGACCUGCACUCCCUCAUUCAUCAAGACAAGCAGCCGGUUACGUGUCCGCACUGCUCGGCCCAGUUCAUCAACCAGUCGGUGCUGGACAUCCACCUGCAGCGGUGCCCGACAUCAGAGGAGGACCGGAAUACUGGCCGCGGACGAGGCCAAGGCCGAGGGCGCAGCACCGGGCAGGUUGAAUGUGACCUUUGUGGCCACCGCUGCAUGACCCAGGAGGGCCUCGACCUCCACCGCCUAUCCCACACGGGCCAGACGCCUCUCAAAUGCCCGGUGACGCCCUGCCGCCGCAGAUUCACCAGCAACAGCGCCCUGGAGGAGCACGUGCUCGCACAUUUCCAGGGAACGCUCAGCAAGACCAAAGGCAGACCCCGCUUCCGCUGUCAGAUUUGCCACAAGCACUUUGCCUACAAUUCCACCUUCAACGUUCACAUGAGGACACACACCGACGAGCGGCCCUUUGAGUGCGCCACAUGUGGGAAGCGUUUCCGCCAGCUGCCCCACCUGCAGGACCACGAGCGCAUCCACAGCGGCCUGCGGCCUUUCUGCUGCUGGAUCUGCGGGCGGAGCUUCAGCGUGGCGGCCCGUCUCACCGAGCACGCCCGCACGCACAGCGGCGAGAAGCCCUACCCCUGCCCUCACUGCCACGCCGCCUUCCGCUCGCGCUCCAACCUGGACAAGCACGUCCGGCUGCACACGGAGGUGCCUCAGGAGUCCGACGAGCAGCAGCAGGUGGUGCACGUGACCGAGGACGCCGAGGUCCAGAAGAUGCUGAAGGGCGCCAAGGUGCUGUCCUCUCUGGCUGCCUCGGCGGAGGUGGAGUCGGGCGCCGUGCAGACCAUUUACGUGCUGCAGGGGGCCGAGGGAGCCACCGAGACGGUCAUGAUCCCGACCGAUCAGCUCAGCGGGAUCGAGGGCGCCUCGCAGGUCGUCAUCCUGCCCUCCUCCGUGCUGGGAAGUCAGGGCAUCCCCACCAUCACCAUGGGAGGAAAUGAAAUCACCAUGGUGGAGACCAGCCAGUCGCCCCAGCACGCCAUCGAGUUCAUUGUGGAGGAGACGGUAUGAAAACAGUAGAACAGUAGAGCAACACUGACGCAGUAGGAGAUAGACCGGUGAGCGAUGGACAGUGGGAGUGAUUUCCUUUUCUGUAUAUAGAGUGUUCGGUUUCAGAGCCAUCUGGGAAACUAAAGCCCAAAUUGUGGGCAAAUCUUGCUACUUUCCUUAAUCACCCACAACUCGUAUUAACAUUGUUCCAGCAGCGGUAACACAACCGGUUAAUGAGGCUCCGAGUUUAAAAGCAGGCUGUGAGAUCGGCUGUCGAUCGUAUACAUGAUUUUAUUCACAGCCUCUAUUUCUUUGUCGAUCACAUGACCGCCUAUGAAAUGUCUUCUGCUUUCUUUGUAAUAAAACGUUUCAGCUUUCA